AUGUAUUUUGUGAUUACCAUCAGACUACUCAAGAGAUUUGAGCAAGUAAGCCUCCAGCAUAUACCACGGAAAGAGAAUCAGAGAGCAAACGCUUUGGUGCAUGAAGCUUCAGUGUAUAAAGCGUCGAAAAACCAGAAUGAAGAAGAGGUUCAAGUAAGAGAGAAGGUACGAGCAACAUUGUUAUCACCAUCAGAUUUGUCGAUUAUAAAGUUAGGAGCUGUAGAUAGAUAUCAUUUUGAAAUUCUGAUCGUCGAUGACGGGGGAGAAAAUGAUUGGCGCAAAUUGUUAGUCGAUUAUUUAUGUAAUCCUAUAGGGUCGACAGAUCGAAAGGUAAAAUAUAGGGCCCUCAGCUAUGUCCUGGUGAAUGAUAAAUUAUUCAAAAAGACAGCUGAAGGAGUUUUGCUAAAGUGCCUUGGAGAAAGUGAGGCAUAUGUGGCUGUGUCGAGUGACAUAGUGGAGCGUGUGGGGUGCAUCAAGCGGGACUGA
This is a messenger RNA of Lathyrus oleraceus (garden pea), 486 nucleotides long. RefSeq lists its product as uncharacterized. The record is from RefSeq and is a predicted model, not a curated record. The transcript has a single exon. NCBI's taxonomy places the organism in Eukaryota, Viridiplantae, Streptophyta, Magnoliopsida, Fabales, Fabaceae. The coding region runs from base 1 to 486 and encodes 161 amino acids.